Tetrahymena thermophila SB210 is the source of this 3260-nucleotide messenger RNA. Its product is annotated as cation channel family protein. The transcript has 10 exons. Lineage: Eukaryota; Ciliophora; Oligohymenophorea; Hymenostomatida; Tetrahymenidae. The record is from RefSeq and is a predicted model, not a curated record.
CACAUAAAUUACAAAUUAAAUGUAUAAAGUAAUGAGUAGAAAAGGAAUUUAAGUUAUUAAGAAUAAACCUACUAGUUAAGUCUGCGCUCAAUUAUAUAUUGACGAAAUAGGAGUAUUAGAUGGUGAAAAAGAUUACAAUUUAUUGGUUUCAGAAUUAGAGGAUUCCAAGCACAUAGAACUAGAAAUUAAUCAAUCAAACAAUGAAAACGAUAGCUUUUAAUAAGUUCAACCAAUAAUAAAUCUUUUUAUUGAAAGUACUCAAGCACUAUCUCUUUCAAUUUCAUAUAAUUAAUAAAUUUCAAAAGAAAUUUUCGAUUAAUGGAUUAAAUUGUAUGAAAAUAAUAAUUCUCUAUAAAACUUCACAGUAAACAUUUCAAAUUCUGACUUUCCUCUCAGCUUAAGUUGCUCAAAGUCUUUAAAAGUUUAACUAAAUAGCUUGAGUGUUCUACUUUCUCCAAAAGAAAUAAAAAUACAAAUAAAUAAAGAUCAUAAGAUUUAGCUUUUAUUAGAUGAGAAAGAUUUACAGAAUCUCAAAAUAGAUAUCAAUUUCCAGAGAGUUGUUUCUGUUGAUAUUUUAUCUUUAAUACUAGAAUAAUUUAAUUGCUGCUAAAAUUUGUAAGUUCAGUAAAUUGGUUCUUUUGUCUUUAGCUAAAAUGCUUUAGAAUUGUCUAACUUUGAUGGUCACUUAAUAAAAAUUUUGCAAAAAUACGUAAAGAUCGAAGAAUUAACUAUCAAAAACUUAAAUAAAACGGAUUAAGAAAUGCAAAAUAAUCUUAUUGGAUUAAUCUAACAAUAGAUUGGUAUUAAAUCUGUAAAGAUAGUCAGUAACAAGUUAUAGCUAUCAAAUUUUAUAGCCUUUCUUUCUCACUUGGAGUAAUAAAAAAUAUCAUUUAGCUUUGAAUUUUAUGAAGGAUCUGGCAGGGUUAGCUUUGAAACUUAACAUUUCUAUAUAAAAAUAAAUGAAAAUAAGCAAGUUUCAAAGGAAAUUUGGGAAAAUUUCUUAUCACCAUUAGCAUCUAAAAUAGAAAAAUAAAUAGAAAUUAUUGCAAACUAGCUUAAACUUGAUUAAUUGAUUAGCUUUUUAUAGUAUUAAAACUAUACUAAAAAUAUUUAUUUUAAAUGUUAGAAUAAUGAAUUGAAAAUUGAAAACUCUGAAAUAAUUUACAACCUUUCAAGCGUAAGCGAAGAGCAAGUUACAUUGCUACUAAAAAAAAUAACUAAUUAACAAACUAUUUCUAUAUCCAUAAAUAAUGUUAAUAAUGUUAUUUAGCUAUUCAACGAGCUAUAAAAGAUAAAUUAUUAAAGCACUAAAAUUUUUAAUUUAAAGCUUUUGACUAAAGGGCAUCGCUUAGAAGGUCUAUCUCUUUUUAAAGUGAUAAAUUAAUCAAAAAAUAUUGAAUAAAUUCAAAUAAAUAUAGAAAGUAACAUUUUCUCAAUAAAAUGUGAAGAACCUCUAAUUUCAAAUAAAUAAAUAACUAAAUAGAUUUAAACAAAAAGAAUGUAUUUAUAUAUACCUUCUAUUCCUCUCUAACAAGAAGAAGUUAAUGUCAUAUGUGACGUUAUUAAGAUGUAAGAGUAUUCGGUUGUUGAAAUCGAAUCAAUUUCAAAUCAUUUAAACCAAGCAGACAAAUCAAUGAGCUAAAAAUAUUACAUUUAAAUAUCAGAUAUCCUUAAAAAUAAGCAAUGUCUAAGUUAAAUAACAAUUAACAAUUAUUCUUUCAAUAGAGAAAAUGGAAUAAUUUAAAUUAACAACUUGGAUAAGUUAGAUCUACUUAUAAAUUUAAACUUUGUAGACACAUAAAAAAUAGAAAUAUCAAAUAUCAACAUUAAAGAUUCUUUGUCUGUAUGGACAAAGACAUACAAAGAUUUAAUAAAAUAGGCAGAAAACACUCUUUAAAGUCUAACUUUGACUUUUGGAAUGAAUAUGAAAAAAUAUUAGAUUGAUUUUUCACAGGUUUUACAACUUCCAUAAAUCUAAUUUAUUACAAUAGCUUACUAAGGAGAUCAAGGAUUGGUAUUAGAUAUUCCAAAGAAAAACCUAGAAUUAAAUAAUUGUGGAAUCAAUAAUUUUAAGCUUGCCAUAACUAAAUGUAGGGUUGAAUAACUCUCUUAUCUAAUAUCUCACAAAGAGGUUUUAAGUUUAGAAGAAGUCAACAUCAUAAAAUCUUUAGAUUUGUAAUCUUUAGUUAUAGAGAGAUUAAGUGCCCCUUUUCAUGAGAAAUUCAGUUAUUAAUUCUAUUAAAAUAUAGAAAUGUAUUUUUUAGAGCUGAUUAUACAUUGCUUUGAAAAAGUACAGUCUUGUAAUAUAAAAUAUGCAAAUAACCUAAUAAUAUUUGAUAAAAAUAUUAAAUUGUCUAGAAUUGAAAUUGACUCUGAAGCUAUUCUAAAUAUUCUACCCACUAUUUAAAUUACUUAAAAUUUUAAAUUUAAGAUUAAAAAUUUUCUAAGUGAAGAGCUUUUUGAGAAGCUUUUAAUUUUUUUAAAAUCUUAGACACUCAACAUAUGCUAAAAAAUAUAUCUAACGUUAAAAACCAGUGUCAGUUAGCUAAUUAAAUUUGUUGAAUUUUUGGAUACACUUCACUUCUAAACAGAUCUUACUGUUUCAUAGAUUUCAUAAAACAUCAGUAAAGAAGAAGCUUCUGAUUUAGGAAAAUUGCUACAUUAAAGCAAUAAUAUAGUAAAAUUCUAGAUAAAUGCUCCUAACAUUAAUGCUGCUCAAAUAAUGGAAAUAGUAGGAGAUAAAUAAAAAAUAUAUUUAAACAUAAACACACCUGCAUACUUUAAAAAUUAAAUUGACAGCAAUCACUUCAUAUUUGAUUUUUUGUCUUAAUUUAAAUUUUGCAAUACUCUUAAGAUCCCCUUUUUUAAAUAACCAUAAUAAAAUGAUAAAUAAAGCAGUUUAUUAACACUACACAAUGUUUGCUUAUUACUCCCUUAAUGUUUACAAUUACUUAAGAAUGUUUAAUUGUUCCCUGAUCAUACAUACUAGAGCAAGCUAUAAAAUCAGAUAAUGAGUAUGAAUUUAUAUAAGCACCUAUUAUUUAGAAGACAGGUGAGUUAUCUUAUUAAAAAAUUAUAAUAGGUAAACUUUUUAGGUUUAAAUCGUCCAGAGAAGAUAUAUGAUUUAGCUGAGUUCUUUUCUACUUAGCCUUAAUAAACAAAUUUUAGAUUAAGUUGAAUACAUACUUUUUAAAAUUAUAAAUUUAAUUUAUAACUUUACAUCAUUAGAAUAAAUUAUUCUUAAUAUAACAUAUUACAAA